Molecule: messenger RNA, 4537 nt
Organism: Macadamia integrifolia
Lineage: Eukaryota; Viridiplantae; Streptophyta; Magnoliopsida; Proteales; Proteaceae
Product: disease resistance protein RPV1-like
Exons: 6
Coding region: 29-4309 (1426 amino acids)
Molecular function (GO): ADP binding
Source: RefSeq, a predicted model, not a curated record
AGAAGACCGUGUAAACAACCUAUCAUCUAUGUUAAAUCUCGGCUCCAAUGAUGUCCUGUUUGUUGGAAUAUGUGGUAUUGGUGGUAUUGGGAAGACAUCUAUUGCAACGGCUCUCUACAAUCGUAUUUUUAAAAGUUUCGAAAUGAGUAGUUUUCUUGCAAAUGUCAGAGAAGAAGCAUCAAGACCUGAUGGUCUAGUUUCUCUGCAGCAGAAACUUAUUUAUGAUAUCUUCAAAAAGAAAGUUGAAAUUUGCAACAGUUAUAUGGGGCAACAAUUGAUAAAAGAAAAACUACGUGGGAAAAAUGUUCUUCUUAUUCUUGAUGAUGUGCAUUCUGAUGACCAACUUAAACGUUUGGCUAUUGAAGUCAAUUUGUGUGGUCCAGGCAGUAGGAUCAUCAUAACAAGUAGAGAUGAACAUAUUCUAAAUUUGGCUAAAGUUAAUGAAAUAUAUUGUCCUCCAGAAUUGGAUAAUGAGCAAUCUCUUCGACUCUUUAGCUUGCAUGCUUUUUCAAGAGACCAACCUCCUGAAGAUUAUAAACAGCUUUCCCAUGAUGUGCUAAAGUUGGCAGGAGGAUUGCCAUUAACUCUAGAAGUGUUGGGAUCUGUUCUUUUUGACAUAAGAGACAAAAAAGUAUGGGAAAAUAUGUUAAACAAAUUGCAAAGAAUUCCUCAUGCGGACGUCCUCAGAAAGUUAAGGAUAAGCUAUGACAAUCUAGAGGAAGAUGAGAAAUCUAUAUUUCUUGAUGUUGCAUGCUUUUUCGUCGGAUGGAGGAAAGAUGGUAUAAUUUCAAUGUGGGAAGCUUGUGGCUUUAACCCGAUAUCAGCAUUACAUAAACUCACUCAAAGGUCCCUCCUAAAAUUUACCAAUGCAGGAUCUUAUAUUAAUAAUAGGGGCUAUUCUUAUGAGGUGUUAAGGAUGCAUGAUCAAAUCCAAGCCAUGGGAAGGGGCAUUGUCUUUGAAGAAAGCCCUUGGGAGCCUACUAAGCGUAGUAGGUUAUGGUCCCUACGGCCUGAUGAAAUCUUGGAAGUAUUAGAAGAACAGAAGGGAACUGAAGGCAUUCAAGGCAUCCUCUUGCCCCCGUGUCAAAUGGAUACGAAUGUAUGCCUGCAUACAAAACACUUUGCAAUGAUGUCCAAGCUAAGAUUUCUCAAUAUUCAUGGAGUAGCACACUUAGAAGGAGACUUUCAGUAUCUUCCUUCUACUUUGACAUGUUUCAGAUCGACACAAUGCCCUAUGGAAUCAGGGAAUUUUUAUCUAAAGAAAUUAGUUUAUAUGGACUUAUCAAGGAGUCAGAUUAGACAAGCUUGGACAAGCAAGCCUCAAAAUGAAAAUCAGCGGUUCAACAAGUUGAAAUUUCUCCAUCUCCAAGAAUGUCGUUAUUUAAAUGAAUCCCCUAACUUUUUAUGGUUUCCAUACUUGGAGACAUUGGAUCUUAGUGGUUGCUUUAAAAUGGUUAAUUUACACAAAUCCAUUGGUGAUCUAAAGUCUCUGGUUACGCUUUAUUUGGAUGGUACCAAAAUUGAAGAACUCCCAAACAAUAUCUGCAUGUUGAGUUCUCUCAAAGAUCUACGUCUCAACCAGUGUUUAUCACUCAAAAGCUUGCCUGAGUCAAUUGGUGAUCUAAAGUCUCUGGUUACGCUUUACUUGGAUGGUACCAAAAUUGAAGAACUCCCAAACAAUAUAUGCAUGUUGAGUUCUCUCGAAGUUCUAAGUCUCAGCCAGUGUUCAUCACUCAAAAGCUUGCCUGAGUCAAUUGGUGAUCUAAAGUCUCUGGUUACGCUUUCUUUGAAUAGUACAAAAAUUGAAGAACUCCCAAACAAUAUCUGCAUGCUGAGUUCUCUCAUAGAUCUAAGUCUCCAUCAAUGCUCACUCAAAAGCUUGCCUGAGUCGAUCGGUGAUCUAAAGUCUCUGGUUACGUUUUACUUGAAUGGUACCAAAAUUGAAGAACUCCCAAACAAUAUAUGCAUGUUGAGUUAUCUCAAAGAUUUAAGUCUCAACCAGUGUUCAUCACUCAAAAGCUUGCCUGAGUCAAUCGGUGGUCUAAAGUCUCUGGUUACGCUUUACUUGGAUGGUACCAAAAUUGAAGAACUCCCAAACAAUAUCUGCAUGUUGAGUUCUCUCGAAGUUCUAAGUCUCAGUCAAUGUUCAUCAAUCAAAAGCUUGCCUAAAUCAAUUGGUGAUCUAAAGUCUCUGGUCAAGCUUUUGUUGGAUGGUACCAAAAUUGAAGAACUCCCAAACAAUAUAUGCAUGUUGAGUUCUCUCAAAGAUUUAAGUCUCAACCAGUGUUCAUCACUCAAAAGCUUGCCUGAGUCAAUCGGUGGUCUAAAGUCUCUGGUUACGCUUUACUUGGAUGGUACCAAAAUUGAAGAACUCCCAAACAAUAUCUGCAUGUUGAGUUCUCUCAAAGUUCUAUGUCUCAACCAGUGUUCAUCACUCAAAAGCUUGCCUGAGUCAAUCGGUGAUCUAAAGUCUCUGGUUACGCUUUACUUGGAUGGUACCAAAAUUGAAGAACUCCCAAACAAUAUCUGCAUGCUAUGUUCUCUCAAUGAUUUAAGCCUCUAUCAAUGCUCAUCACUCAAAAGCUUGCCUGAGUCAUUCGGUGAUCUAAAGUCUCUGGUUAUGCUUUCCUUGGGUGCUACCAAAAUUGAAGAACUCCCAAACAAUAUCUGCAUGUUGAGUUCUCUCACAAAUCUAAGUCUCAAGCAGUGUUCAUCACUCAAAAGCUUGCCUGAGUCAAUCGGUGAUCUAACUUCUCUGGUUAUGCUUUACUUGGAUGGGACCAAAAUUGAAGAACUCCCAAACAAUAUCUGCAUGUUGAGUUCUCUCGAAGUUCUAAGUCUCAGUCAAUGUUCAUCAAUCAAAAGCUUGCCUAAAUCAAUUGGUGAUCUAAAGUCUCUGGUCAAGCUUUUGUUGGAUGGUACCAAAAUUAAAGAAUUCCCAAAUAGUAUUUGCAUACUGAGUUCUCUAAAAACCCUUAAUCUUUGUGGAUUGGAGUCACUAAACGAGUUGCCUAAGCCAAUUAGUAAUCUUGAAUCUUUGGGUGAACUUUUUUUGAGCGGGACACAUAUUAAAGAACUGCCCAAUGAUUUUGGAUGUUUGGAGAAACUUGUGGAAUUAAGGGUUAAGGAUUGCCAUAACCUAGUCAAGUUACCAAUAUUUGAGGGGAGACCAAGCCGUUUGCGUCGCAUUAACCUGAUAGGAACCAGUGUUUUACCAUCAUCAUAUGAUUCUCUAGUAACGCUCCACAGUUUAGAGGAGUUAAAAAUAGGGAACAAGCUUGAAACCUCUCUCCCCCCCUGGAUUAGUGGUCUUCAACCGCUUGAAAGGCUCAAAUUACGAGGAUACACGAGGCUCGAGUCACUCCCGGAUUUGUCAAGCCUGACUAAUUUGAAGGAAUUAACACUUCGUAAUUGUGAAAAGUUGAAUGAUAUUGGAGGCAUCAAGGGAAUAAAGUCUUUGAAACAGCUGUACAUGGAAAACUGCUACACCAUAACAAAUGCUAGAAGGAAGAUAUUUGGGCAGGGAACACUUUUAGUGGAUGAUGUUGGGUUACAAACAAGUGAAUAUUCGUUGAAUGUUGAUGAUGGUGAUGAUGGGGUAUGUAAGGGGUUAAUUCUGUGUAUUGUUUUUGCAUUCACCCAGCCCAAUCAGGAACAAGAGGAGGUAUGGCAAGAGGGUGAGCUACUGAACGACUUUCAGUUCCUUCUUGGGGCUCGUAUCCAUCGAAAACAUGGAAGCUAUUUCGAUUGUACCAUUUGGCUGCCGAUGAAGGGUGUUAAAUUAACUACCGAGCGAGAUUCAAUAUACAUUCACCAUUUCAAAGGGUCUGACUUGUUUGGGAUUCCAUUGGAAGGAACAAAUGCAAUUGAGAUUCUUCAUUUUAAGUCUAUCAUUUUAAUUGGGGAUGUCGGGUUCAACGAGGACGUGAAUGAUAGGUAUUGGCUCCAUUGUAAAGUGAAAUUCUGGAAGGUCUUAUCAUUGAAAGGCAGCGAAUGGGGCGAGCAGGAAAUACCUAAUAAGCAAUUAGACUGUAGUGAGGUGAGGAGGAUGGUAGCAGAUUUCUUCAAAUGGACGUCACACGACGAAGAUGCUGGAACUGGAUCAUCUCUCUCUGGUGAGGAUGCUCGAGGAGAGAUGCGGAAGAUGGUUGUCUCCAAAUCUUCUUCAGAUGGUGAUGAUGAUAAUGAAUCUUCUUCAUAUGAUGAUUGUGAAACUUCUUCAUUUCCUGAUGAUGAUGAUGAAUCUUUAUAUGAUGAUUGUGAAUCUUCAUUUCUUGAUGAUGAUGGAUCUCUAUUUGCCCUUAAUUAAAGAAGUGAGAGAGCAAUAAAAUGAUACGCAGCACACAUGUCUUUGCCUGGAAACAAGGAGUGGAGUUUUAUCUACAGAAAAUACAGAUGGGAGUGAACCAACAGAGUGGAAUGGAGGUGUCUGACUUUCAGUUGGUGAGAAGUUCUAAUGAAGUAGAAUCAAGCAGUGCAUGUCUUGGCUGUGAAAUUGACGAUCUUGGGCUGGAAAAUGGUGACAUGGGAGUUCAAU